Molecule: messenger RNA, 5004 nt
Organism: Podarcis muralis (Common wall lizard)
Lineage: Eukaryota; Metazoa; Chordata; Lepidosauria; Squamata; Lacertidae
Gene: SLC35B2
Product: solute carrier family 35 member B2
Biological process (GO): transmembrane transport; 3'-phosphoadenosine 5'-phosphosulfate transport
Cellular component (GO): endoplasmic reticulum membrane; Golgi membrane
Molecular function (GO): 3'-phosphoadenosine 5'-phosphosulfate transmembrane transporter activity
Source: RefSeq, a predicted model, not a curated record
UCAUUCACACUUAACAGGUAGAAUGGGAAUUCUAUCUGCAGUGGCAGUUUUGUGUAAGGAAUUUAUGGUGGGAGUUGUUUGAGGAUUAUGACGCUAGAGUAACAGGAUGUGAUCAUUUAUGCGGGAAUAGUAGUCAGUAUAGUUAAGAAUCCAGAUUUAAAGUGUAAGGGAAGUAUUUUGCUCCGUUUGUAUCAGCUUGAGUGUGCAAAUGGUAAGUGCAUCUGAAAUAACUAAAAAAUUCAAAGCUCAAAGGUGACAAUUUCAUUAGUACAAAUAAUACAUCUUAUGAAGUUAUCCACUGCAGGGAUGAGGAACCCGUGGCCUUCAAGGUGGUUCUGGGCUAUAACUCCCAUCAUCCAUGACCACUGCCUGGAAGCUGGAGUCCAGUGAUACCUAGGGGGCCACAGUCUCUCCAACCUUGCUCUACAGAGUGCCACUUUAUGAAGGCCAGUCAGUUCGUAAAGGGAUUUGACAGACCACAGAAUCAGUUGUCUCAUCAAUUGAAAAAGGAGCCUACUUCAGCCACUGCCAUGCUUAUUCACAAAUGAAACUCUUUGUACCUCUCCUCUGUUUAGAAUGGAUAGGAGGGUCAACUCCUAGUAUCUAGUGAAACAUGAGCAUGUUUAAGAGAGCAAGUUCAAAGACUAAGAAGCUGCGCCAGUGUAAACAAGGAUGGAGCACAAAGAACAAACAGUCUCUCCUGCAUUCUGGAUUUAUGAGGAUUUAUAUACUGAGACCCUUCACAGGCACCAUAGCAGGUUCUGCCUGGCUCUUGCGCUGGCUGCUCUCCCCAUAGUGACUGCGAAUGAAGAGGUACCUGCUGUCCACCAGGACUCCUGGGGAGACUUUUGGCUGUUUCGCUUUUUGGUCAAUGCCGCAGGCUAUGCAAGUAUUGUGGUUCCAGGCUUCUUGCUUAUACAAUACUUCAAGAGGAAAAAUUACCUUGAAACAGGCCGUGGUAUUUGCUUUCCAGUAAUCAAAUCAUGUGUCUUUGGCAAUGAGGCCAAAUCUGUACACCAGGACGAUACCUUGCUAGCAGCUCGGAAUGAGACCGUCGAGUCCUCCACAGCCCGGCAGUUCUUUAAGCUGCUGUUUUGUGCAACUGGCCUGCAGAUCUCCUACCUGACAUGGGGCGUCCUCCAGGAGAGGGUGAUGACCCGAACGUACGGCGCAACUGAGUCCGACCCUGGCGAGAAGUUCAAGGAUUCUCAGUUCCUGGUCUUCAUGAACCGGAUCCUAGCGUGCACCGUGGCCGGCCUCUACUGCGCCCUGAUCAAGCAGCCCCGUCACGGCGCUCCCAUGUACAAGUAUUCCUUCGCCUCCCUCUCCAACAUCCUCAGCAGCUGGUGCCAGUAUGAGGCCCUCAAGUACAUCAGCUUCCCCACGCAGGUGCUGGCCAAAGCCUCCAAGGUGAUUCCGGUCAUGCUGAUGGGCAAGCUGGUGUCCCGCAAGAGCUACGAGUACUGGGAGUACCUGACAGCAGCCCUCAUCUCGGUCGGAGUCAGCAUGUUCCUGCUCUCCAGCUCCCACGACAAGCACCUCUCCACGGUCACCACCUUCUCCGGCGUGGUCCUCCUAGCAGGCUACAUUGUCUUUGACAGCUUCACGUCCAACUGGCAGGACGCCCUCUUCACCUACAAGAUGUCCUCGGUGCAGAUGAUGUUUGGCGUCAACGUCUUCUCGUGCCUCUUCACGGUGGGCUCGCUGCUGGAGCAGGGCGCCCUGCUGGAGUCGGUGCGCUUCAUGGCCCGCCACUCGGAGUUUGCCGCCCACGCCGUGCUGCUGUCGGUCUGCUCGGCCUUCGGGCAGCUCUUCAUCUUCUAUACCAUCAACCAGUUUGGAGCCGCCGUCUUCACCAUCAUCAUGACUUUGCGGCAAGCCUUUGCCAUCCUCCUGUCGUGUCUCAUCUACGGCCACGCGGUCACCGUGGUGGGCGGGCUGGGAGUGGCGGUGGUCUUCACGGCGCUCUUUCUCCGCGUCUAUGCCCGCAGCCGCAUGAAGAAGCGGGCAAAGAAAGUGCCCGUCGAGGGCACCGUGCAGAAGGUUUAGGGGCCACCGGGCAAGCAACAUGCCCUGAGCUCCUCCCCGCCCCCAAGCACUUGCCGAAUAUCUCUCUUACGAACCCAGCAAAGAGCUGGUCGAUUUGGGAAACGUCAAUUCCCAUCCUCUACACCUCCCACCCCAGCUGAUUCUUAAACACUGCUGGGAUUGGCUUGGAGGAAGCGAGGGGCAGCUUCCUCCUGUCCUAACGUCUGAGUAUUUUAAGUCUGCUGAGGCUUUCUGCUGAAGGAGACUUGCAAGGGGCUCUUGAGACCCCUUUCCAAGAUAAGGGUUCAGGUGUCCCUAAUGCCUGCCCAGACUGACAGCUUGUGGGGGAGAGAAGGCUAAUUUAUGAUCAAGUCAAAUUGGAGCUUGUUUUUUUGUUUUGCUACGGUUUGCCUUCUGCUCACCACCCUGGAGCCUGCGUAUGAGGGAACAGCAAGGCCAAGGCUUUUACAGUUUCCAUUAAAAAGAAAGAAGAGAGAACCACACCCUCAAAACGUCAUGGUUGGAAUGGAAAGCCCAGGCAGCUUCUACAGAAAACCAGUCCUGACUGUGGAGGUUUUGAACUUGCCCUGCUGGGCAACGGCCUCUCUUAAAUCACAGCCCCUUUGCUUUCUGGCUCAGUAUACCCACCUGUACUUUUGCCCCGCUGUCGGACCUUUCAGACAGUGCCCCCUUUGCCAGCGUCAUUUGGGUUUUUGCUUUUUGCUUAGUUUUUCUUUGACCAUCCCCUCCUCUCACUGCCAUGAACUACAGUCCCAGAACCCCUCGAGGCCACUCUUGGGGUGCUUUCUUUGGGUUUACUGUUGCUGCAAACUUAGAAAAGCACAAAUAUUGCCUUUUUGAAAGACCUCUCUUCGGAACCAAGUUUCUUUGCUGCUCUAGGCAAGGUGGUGAGGGAGAGGGUAUCCUCAUAGUAAAAGAAUGUGCACCCCAGUCCUUUUCUCCACCCCACCCCCCACUCCCCAGUGAUUUUUGCAAAGGUUGGUGGGAAAUAGGUGGUUCAAGCUGAGAGCCAGCCACACGGAAGCAGCCUGAGUCUGGGCUCGUGUGCUGCUUCCAGCAGGGCUGACCUCUGGGCUCUAACCCUCUCGGGCCUUGCAGUCUCUUUUGUGCCAUGUUCCCAUUUUAUUACUUGGCACGUAGGCUGUUCUGGAAGCUGCAAGGUGUGGUGGGGGCACUGAACUGCCCUGUAUUGUCUAGCUCGCUGUGCCAUUUUCAUUUUUGAGCCAGGAGAUAGCAAUUCUGAGAUGAACGGUGCAGGAUAGUUUGGUGCCCAGAGGCUGGAUCUUUUUACCCUUUUCUCCCCAUGCUCUCAAAACUGGAUGCGGGACUGGAGUUGUUGGCUCUGCCCUAAAAGACUCGAGUUUUACCCAUUAACCCUUUUGUUGCCAAGCUGACAUUGGGCAGGGGAAACAUUUUUUGGUACUCGACACACAACUGUUUUAUUUUAUUAAAUUUAAACUAUGCUGCAAAUAAGUGGCCAGGACAUGUUUUAUAGCCUUUAACGUGCGUCCAGGAGGGAUAAUCUAAAGGAGUUGCUGCUCCCUUGUGGGCCACCACCACCCCCCCCAGGUGCUGUUGGGGUGAAAACAAACAAGUGUCUCAAAUCUCAUCCAGUUGAUUUAUCCAGUAUGGUUUAAUCACAUUAGCAAGUGGGUCGCUUUACAUCUGAUGUGCCAAAUAUGGAUCUAAGUGGCAAAAAUGGGAGUUCCAUUACAUUAAGCAGAAAGAAGUUGCUUUAUCUCUUGCCUUUGAGCCAGGUGAACUUCAUACUUUACCUUGUAGAUAGGGAACCAUUUUGGAGACGAGAUCAAUUAUUUGUGCAAAGCUUUCCUUCUAUAUAUCUGCUGCCACAAAAGUCUUAUCUCUCAAGUAGAAAUACUGCCAAAAGUUGAUUCCUGUGGCAGCUUAGUUUUAGUACUCUUUGCAUGAGGAUAGUUUCCGGCAGGAAAAAACCAUGUUAUUUUAAAUAGAGCCAAAACGAGGUAGCUGAAGUGCCUUUCAAUCUCUGCAGUGAUGACUGGUGUUCAUUGGGGCUCAAGGCUAAGAGAUCAACAGUAGGUGCGGCCAGAACCAAUGACAGGCAGAGUCAGAGCCUGACUGGUUAUAAGACAGAAGGCAGGCAUGUGGAGACUAGCUGAGGGCUGACAAGUUAUUGUGGAGCAGUGCUGCAUUUGCUUUAAUGGACCAGCCAGAUUCAGUCUCUGGUAACAGGUAGGCAAGUAUGUGAAAAAAUUGAUAUAAAUACAAGUAAGGGGGAAGAGAUGUCUUGUGACUGAAAAAGCCCCAUUUGUUAAUUUCCUCAAAUGAGCACAUAAGUAAAUUGAAGGGUAAAGGUACCAAUGAGACACCAAAAUCCUCAUCUUUGGCUACAAAAUACGUUGUGUAAAUUCACAAUUCAAAAUGUUCCAGGCUUUCUGAUUUUAUUUCAAGGAGUGGCAUGGUAUGAGGAAGUGAUGAUGGGCAAGAAGGGAUGUGGACAGAAAUAGUAAAUAGGUGUUCACACAGAAGUUCAUCUUUAGCAGCUCUUGUGCACCAUGAGGCCUAGAUUCUUAACUUGACUUCAAAGCAAAACUAACUCCCCCAAGACUUAAAUAUCUCUGUCACUAUGGCAGUGGACUGCAGAGGAUUAAAAAAGCAUUAAAAGGCUGCUUAGGACACAAAAGACGUUCCAGGUCAAAGGUUACACUUGACAGCCAUGCUCCACAUUAAGAGAAAAUUCCAGUGGGUAGGAAAUUCAGUGUAUGGUGUCUUAGCCUUGUUCUGCCAAUGUUGUUGCAGUCUAAAAAUAUCCCCAUCCUUGGCUGAUCAACCUGUGAAACCCACUGUUAUAAACUUGCAUAAAUGAAGACUGUUAAUUGUAGAAAGGGAAGGUAUACACAAUUCAACCCAUUUAAGUGUAGUUUGUCCUGGACAUCACUUACAGGCAGGUGUCUGUAAUAAAGCAUAAAAUCUUGA